Manis pentadactyla (Chinese pangolin) is the source of this 2082-nucleotide messenger RNA. RefSeq names its product Yip1 domain family member 2 (gene YIPF2). Gene Ontology annotation, cellular component: Golgi apparatus; membrane. Lineage: Eukaryota; Metazoa; Chordata; Mammalia; Pholidota; Manidae. Gene Ontology annotation, biological process: vesicle-mediated transport. Gene Ontology annotation, molecular function: small GTPase binding. Bases 179 to 1117 code for a protein of 312 amino acids. The transcript has 9 exons. The record is from RefSeq and is a predicted model, not a curated record.
GGGCGGGGCACACCUGCGCGGUUCGGGCGGUGAGUUCGCACGGGGCUAGGUGUCCGGGGCCGCCAGACCGGGCUCGGGAAUCAGGAAUAGAUUCCGGGAGUGUCGCUGAGUGGGGUUGCGGGCGGGCCUGACCGGCCUCUGUCUUCAGCGCGGGAUGCGGUGACAGCCCUGAGGGACCAUGGCAGCGGCCGACGAACUGGCUUUCCACGAGUUUGAGGAAGCCACUAAGCUGCUGGUCGAGACCCCAGAUGCGGCCACCACCAGCAGAAGUGAUCAGCUGACCCCACUGGGGCACGUGGCUGUGGCCGUGGAUUCAGGUGGAAGCUUUGGAGCUGAAGAAGAGGUUGAGGAGAGUGACAAGACCGCGCUCCUACAGGAAGAGAAGCCGCAGCCUGGAUUCUGGACCUUUGACUACUAUCAGAGCUUCUUUGAUGUGGACACCUCCCAGGUCCUGGACCGGAUCAAAGGCUCAUUGCUGCCCAGGCCGGGCCACAACUUUGUGAGGCACCAUCUGCGGAAUCAGCCAGACCUGUAUGGCCCCUUCUGGAUCUGUGCCACACUGGCCUUUAUCUUGGCCAUCACUGGCAACCUGACAGUGGUGCUGGCGCAGAGGAAGGACCCCUCCGUCCACUACAGUCCCCAGUUCCACAAGGUGACUGUGGCUGGCAUCACCAUCUAUUGCUAUGCCUGGCUGGUGCCUCUGGCUCUAUGGGGCUUCCUGAGAUGGCGCAAGGGCACUCGAGAGCGCAUGGGGCCUUACACCUUCCUGGAAACCGUGUGCGUCUACGGCUACUCCCUCUUUGUCUUCAUCCCCACCAUGGUGCUGUGGCUCAUCCCCAUCCCGUGGCUGCAGUGGCUCUUCGGGGCCCUGGCCCUGGCCCUGUCAGCCGCUGGCCUGGUGUUGACCUUCUGGCCCGUCGUCCAGGAGGACGGCAGGCUGGGGGCCACGGUGCUGCUCUCCGCUGUGGUGCUGCUCCACGCCCUCCUUGCCAUGGGCUGUAAGUUUUACUUCUUCCAGCCACUGCCUCCAGAGCACGUGGCACCUCUGCUCCAGGCCACGUCUCUGCCCCCAAACACGCUUCUGCCGCCCAACCUGCUGCGGUCCAAGACAACCUAGGAAGGCCCGAGCCUGCAGGACUUUCUCUCUUUCAGGCCCAAAACGUGGGGACCUCUGCGUGUCCUGCCCCUAAGACGAUGACUGAAGUCUCCCUUGACACCUCAAGAUCACUCUGCUACUUCCCAGACUUUUCUUACAAAGCAAACACUUUUAUUUCCUAUGCAAAGGUGAUUCAGAGAAUGUACAUAAAGGUGGGAGGGACAGCUGAGCAAGGAGCUUCCAGCACGGCUGCUGCCUGCAGGCCACCUGCCGGGCCUUCUGCCUCCCUGACAAGGGGGCCAGGGGCGCCUGGGAGCUGCCCCAGCCUCACUGUGCUGCCUUUGUGGGACACAAGUAGAAGAAAAUCGCCUGUGCUGAACCAUACAUUUCCUUGUUUAUUUUUUUUUUUUGAGUUAUUUUUUUUUCAGAUUUUUUUUUUUUGGAGGGAGAGGUCCCUGCAAGGCCCCUUCCCACCCUAGGGAGGGACCAAAAUGCCGUCACGGCAGUAGGGACUGGAGCAUCUACAGAUACUGAGGGGGAAACACACAGGCCUGAUGUUGGCUACAAAGAAAAAGGACGCCUUCCACGACAGGUCCUUGAGGUUUGCGUCCACCCCAAGCAGACAGGCCCCUUCCCUCUGGGGCCCCUGGGGCCGCCUAUUCUAGCUCUUGGCAGGGGUCGGGGAGGGGGCCCUGCAGGGGCUCGGGCAGGACAGCAGCAAGAGGCAGGGGCCGAGGACGGAGGGCCUUCCCGACAGUGGGGUGGGUUGUACAUUCAAGUGUGAGGUGAACCCUUUGGUGGGAGGGGCCGCCGGGCUCCAGAGGCCCGGCCCCACCUGUCCUGAGACUGGCAGGGCCACCCCUCGCCACUAACCUCUGAGUCGGGGAGAGGGGUUGCUGGCUCGGCCCGGCCGGCCUGGUUGCUCAGAAGGUCUGUGGAUUGACACUGGUUCUUUUCGUAAAAAAAUAAAAUUAAAAAAAGCAGCA